UAGAGACACGGCAACAGAGAGGGCGAAUGCGAUUAGGGUUUGAUAAACUCGACGGCUAUGAUGGUUAUGGAAGAUUGGGAUCCGGGGAUUACAGUGGUGAGAUCUUCAGAUACUGAUGAAAAUCAAGGCGAAGAUUUCUGGGUCGGGAGAUGGGGAUAUUUUUUCAUAUCACAAAGGAUUCGAUUUGGGGGCAAGCGGAUAUUAUGAUGGGUUAAGGAAAUUCUGGAAACAAGAUCUUUCAACGCGAUCUUGGCUCUCAUCAAAGCCCGAGUGCAGAAAGAAGAAGGGUCAGGUACUUGGUAGUUUGGGAGUCACAAAGACUAGAGAGGGGAUGCGUAAACGGUUGAAGAUCUCAGUGCCUCACUUUGACAACUCGGCACUGAUCAAGACAUUUUCCAAAACAUUAAUUGGGAGGUGUAUGAAUCCUGAGGCGCAAGAUAUGAAGGCGCUAUUGGGUAACCUUCCAAAGAUCUGGAAGGUGGAAGACAGGGUAACGGGUACGGAUCUGGGUUUUGGAAAGUUUCAGUUCGAUUUUGAGGUGGAAGAGGACAUUGAGACGAUUCUGAAGCUGCAACCUUUUCAUUUUGAUUACUUGAUGUUGGCUAUUGAGCGUUGGCAGCCAAAAACAUCUCAGACGUAUCCAUCGUAGAUCCCGUUUUGGGUAAGGUUCUUGGGUAUCCCAUCGCAGUUCAGGACAGAACCCACACUACGAAGCAUUGGCGAUGCUCUUGGUAGACUGGUGGAUGUGGAUCUUGAUCACACAAGAGUUCUUGUGAUCGUUGAUGGCUUCAAAGAGUUGUGCUUUGACACAACAAUCAACUUCAAGGGGGGUCAGUUUUAUGAGGAAGAGGAGGUUACGGUGGCGUUGAGGUAUGAAAAGCUGUUUUGUUUUUGUCAACUAUGUGCAAGUCUCUGUCACAAGGACGAGAAGUGCCCCUUAGACAAGAGGAACCAGGCUCAAACUCAAGUGCAAAAGCGUGAGGCAAGUAAUGGAGGUUGGCAAGAUGUUGGCAAGCACGAGGACAGAGCUAGAAGUUAUAAGGGAGUGGUUAUAAAUGGCAAUGGAGCUCAUCAGGGUAAGGAGAGAGAUGGUAGAGACUACUAUGGCAAGGGUAAGGGAGAAAGUAAGUGGGGGAGCAGAGACUAAAUGGAUGCAAAAAGGAGAGUAAAGCAACAAGAGAGGCUAUAGUAACCGGGGAUAUGCUAGAGGGGAGGAUGAAACCUCUCGCUACAGGUCAGACCAGAAGGGAGCAAUGCGUCAAAGUGGGAACAAGGGAGUUUCAGCGAGUGGGCAGAGGACAGAGGAUACUCAGGUCAAUGGUGGCGAAGGUCAGAACUUUCGUGAGGAAGGAGAGAUAGUGACUACUGAGGAGCAGGGAACGCUGUGUGCUUCCAAGGAUUUCAAGAGGAGCUCUUCAAGACUCAGAGAGAGGGCUCAGAGGUGGUAUCUGAUCUUGUUGCUGUGCUUGAGGGUACUCAAUUAGUGCAAAACUUGGUGGACAAGCAAGCAGAUCUCUCGGAGAAAGAGGUUAUGGAGUGGAAUGAGAUAAAGUCUACCUUGAUGGAGAAUGGAAUUAAUUUGGAUGCAGCAGAAGAUAGCAAGGAGAUGGCAGAAGGAGAGCAAGAGGAUUUCAACAUGGACAUGGUGGAGUCAGAGAUGCGAGCCUUCUCUCCAGGAAACGAUAUACCAGAGGCGGAUAUGGAACAGGAGACUAGUGCAGUGGAAGUAGAGCCGGCGGUAAAGGAAACAGGGAAGAGACAAGGGGCUCGAAAGAAGGUAUUCAAGGGGAUGAUAAGUACAGCGGGGAGCAACAAAAUGAGGCUAGCCUCAGCGUUGGCAUCACCAAGGAAACGUGAGGCAUCCAAGGCAGCUUCUCGUCAUGGGGAAAAUGCUAAACAAGAGGAGAGUAAGGAGACAUCAAUCCCGAAAUCUGAUCAGGUCAAGAAGUAGUUUAUGUAUUACGAAGUAUGGAUCAGAAUUGUGCAAGGAGGGCAUGAUGGUUAUGUUUUUUUUCUGUUUCUCAAUAAGCUCCAUGAGCGUUUGUUUUCUAUUUGAUUUUAAUAUUUUUUCUGUUAUAUGGGUGAUAGUAUAUCACUGGCUCUCAGUUGAUGAUUUUCUCACUGAAGCUUGGAAUAAUAAUGGAUGUUUGAGUU
Messenger RNA from Raphanus sativus (radish), 2154 nucleotides. RefSeq lists its product as uncharacterized. The transcript has 2 exons. NCBI's taxonomy places the organism in Eukaryota, Viridiplantae, Streptophyta, Magnoliopsida, Brassicales, Brassicaceae. The record is from RefSeq and is a predicted model, not a curated record. The coding region runs from base 116 to 649 and encodes 177 amino acids.